Molecule: messenger RNA, 342 nt
Organism: Oldenlandia corymbosa var. corymbosa
Lineage: Eukaryota; Viridiplantae; Streptophyta; Magnoliopsida; Gentianales; Rubiaceae
Source: the annotation of a GenBank genome assembly
AUGGAUCGUCUCCAUAAUUCAUCAUCAAAGCCUCCUUCUGAAUUGGUUGACGAUCUGGGUGUCAUUGCCGGGCUAAAAAAACUGUUUGGGUAUGAAAUAACCGUUGAUGAUGAAGAAGAGGGUAACCCCAAUGAGAAAAUUAGGGAAUCCGAGCUGGCUCUAGGUUUCGUCGAGAAGAUAAAGAAACGUUUUGAAAGUAACAACCAUGUCUGCAAUUCUUUCCUACACCAUUUGGAUGCGUACAAACAUGGACGCAUGAGCUUUGAUGAGGUCUACCGUGAGGUUGCUUCACUUUUCAAGUACCACCCUGAUCUGUUGUCCGAGUUCACAAAUAUAUUCUGA